Messenger RNA from Adineta ricciae, 408 nucleotides. The record is from the annotation of a GenBank genome assembly. Lineage: Eukaryota; Metazoa; Rotifera; Eurotatoria; Adinetida; Adinetidae.
AUGAUCAAUUCACAGAUUUCUAUCAAUGAUCUUCCACAUGAAUUAUUGUCCGAAAUCUUUCGAUUUAUUCGACCUAUUUCAUUACUUCUUCGUGUUUCAACUACUUGUCAUUUGUGGCAUCAAAUCAUCAAUAAUGAAUGGUUUCUCAAUAAAUAUUUUGUAAAUGGUCUCAAUCGAGAUCAACUCAUCGGAUGGUGGAAGUUUGAUGAUAUUAAUAAUAUUGGACACGAUUCCAGUGGUGUUCUUACGAAUAAUUAUACGUUAAUCGGUCAACCAACAAUCGAAGAUUGUUUUCUUGGUAAAUGUGUUGUAUUCGAUGGUCAAUGUUCUAUUGAUUUUCCUGUUCAAGAUAAAGUUCAGUAUCAAACAACUACUUAUUCAGUUUCUAUUGUGUUUUUGGCGGAUUAG